GAUAAAUCAAGUAAAAUACAUAGCUAGUACGUUACUAUUAUAAAACUUCUAAGUAGAAUACUGGAAACUGCCUUCUGUAAUUUCAUUUUAUGAGUUCCAAUAACUUUAAGUCCGACCCACAAGACAUAAUUAUGAAAUCUUCCACAAUAUGAUUGACAGCAAUCCAAGGACUGCAGGUUUAUGUGCUCUGUAAAAAGAAAAGAAUCAAGCUCAUGUAACUACAUUUCUGCACUAUAGACUGAAAUAAAUGUAAUAGAAUUAAAAUUACUAUCAGGAAUUCAGAACCUGACUUUUUUUCUUAAAGAUAAGAGAAGUGUGGAACACUUAUGAACUGGAUUUGGUUAACUAUCAGAGCAAAUGUUGUUUGAUUCGUGGUUGGGAUGAUGUCUUCAACAACGUCAAGGAGCACAUUAACAGUGUGUCUGCCAUGAAGUUAGCAACAGAGAGUCCUGUGGCACCUUUAAGACUAACAGAAGUAUUGGAGCGUAAGCUUUCGUGGGUGAAUGCCCACUUCAUCAGACACAAGGGUUAUCAGACGCCAUGAAGUUAUCACCGUACUACAAGAAUGGUGUGAGUGGAUAGAGAAGUGGGUAAAGUGGAGUGGUGGGUAAAGAAGUAGUUGUUUCUGUUGAAUGCAUAAAGAUUCUCAGCAUAAAGAUACACACACAUUAAAUCUGGGGUUAAUAUAUGUAACCACAAUCCUAUCCAGUCUACACCAGUUUCACUAUAUACAGGGAAGAAUAACCAAGGUAACUUUUUUUCCCAGUGUGUGUGUAAAUAAAGCUGAUCUUCUCUUUUUCUCUGCCUACAGGCAAUGGGACGCAUCUUUGUGGGGCUUUGAGAAAUGGGCGCAUGGGGAUGCUUUGAUGAGUUCAACAGACUUGAGGAGCGCAUGCUUUCUGCUGUUUCUCAGCAGGUUCAGUGCAUCCAGGAAGCCUUGCGAGAACAUUGCAAUCCAAACUAUGACAAGACUUCUGCACCUAUUACUUGUGAGCUGCUGAAUAAACAAGUUAAAGUGAGCCCAGACAUGGCUAUCUUCAUCACCAUGAAUCCUGGUUAUGCGGCUAGAUCAAAUCUUCCAGACAACUUGAAGAAGCUGUUCUGGAGCUUGGCGAUGACAAAGCCAGACCGCCAGCUGAUUGCCCAGGUCAUGUUGUACUCCCAGGGUUUCUGUACUGCUGAAGUGCUAGCCAAUAAAAUUGUCCCAUUCUUCAAACUCUCUGAUGAGCAGCUCUCCUCUCAAAGUCAUUAUGACUUUGGCUUAAGAGCUUUGAAGAGUGUACUGAUUAGUGCAGGAAAUGUGAAGAGGGAGAGGAUUCAGAAGAUAAAGCGGGAGAAGAGAGAGCAUGGUGAAGUUGUUGAUGAAGAGGAAAUUGCUGAGAACCUACCUGAACAAGAGGACGAGAAGCAUUUCCAUUUAGCUAGAUAA
Malaclemys terrapin pileata is the source of this 1429-nucleotide messenger RNA. Its product is annotated as cytoplasmic dynein 1 heavy chain 1-like. Gene Ontology annotation, molecular function: ATP binding; minus-end-directed microtubule motor activity; dynein intermediate chain binding. Gene Ontology annotation, cellular component: dynein complex. Gene Ontology annotation, biological process: microtubule-based movement. The coding region runs from base 845 to 1429 and encodes 194 amino acids. The transcript has 4 exons. The record is from RefSeq and is a predicted model, not a curated record. NCBI's taxonomy places the organism in Eukaryota, Metazoa, Chordata, Testudines, Emydidae.